Talaromyces proteolyticus is the source of this 822-nucleotide messenger RNA. Its product is annotated as Alpha/Beta hydrolase protein. Gene Ontology annotation, biological process: protein depalmitoylation. Gene Ontology annotation, molecular function: carboxylic ester hydrolase activity; palmitoyl-(protein) hydrolase activity. The record is from RefSeq and is a predicted model, not a curated record. NCBI's taxonomy places the organism in Eukaryota, Fungi, Ascomycota, Eurotiomycetes, Eurotiales, Trichocomaceae. Gene Ontology annotation, cellular component: cytoplasm. The transcript is spliced from 2 exons. The coding region runs from base 1 to 822 and encodes 273 amino acids.
AUGCCAUCACGAUUACCCGUCGCAGCAUCCUCCGAUAACACCCCUCCGCCGUCUCUUUCGGCACAUCAGGCAAGUAAUAUUCUGGUUCUCCUGCACGGACUAGGCGACACAGCUGCCAAGUUCUCCUCCUUUGGACGGGCCCUCAAUCUUCCAGAAACAGUCUGCUUAACAGUGCAAGCGCCAACACCACUGCCAGCUGGGCUGGUCGAUCAAGCGGCGUAUCAUUGGGGAAAUGAUGUCAUCUUCGACGAUGCCGGCGGCGGGUUGUCGAUGGAUGCCGGGUUUGAUCGAGCCAGACAGGUUAUUGUACGAGAUGUGAUCACGGAGACGUUGAUAAAGAAGUAUGGGUAUAAGCUACGCGAUAUUCUCUUGGUUGGGUUUGGGCAGGGUGGUAUGGCGGCACUGGAUGCUGCGAGGGAACUCGGCCUGCACCCUCCAGUUGAGGAGCUACCAGAGGCGACCAUCUCCCCCUCGUCAUCUUCAUCAACGGCAGAGUCCAUUGGGAAGCCGGAUUACCGUACUUCUUUGUCAGGUGUGGUUUCCUUUGGGGGCCCAUACCCGCUGUCCGCCAGCGCGGUUGGCCCAAAGGAUCGAACGCCUGUGUUGCUGCUCGCUGGACGGGAUGAUGGCAAAAGUGAGGUCAGCGAGAUGGCGGUGAAAAGAACCAAAGAAGCGUUUGAAUUCGUGGAAGUGCAUCGCUGGUCGAGGCGCGGUGAUGGAAUGCCUCGUAAUCGGGAGGAAAUGCUGCCAGCCAUGCAGUUUUUUGCCCGUCGUUUGAAAAGUAGAAAAGGCGUACCUGCUGGAAGCAUUGAGUUGACAUAG